Messenger RNA from Colius striatus (speckled mousebird), 2599 nucleotides. Its product is annotated as protocadherin alpha-2-like. The record is from RefSeq and is a predicted model, not a curated record. Gene Ontology annotation, cellular component: plasma membrane. Gene Ontology annotation, biological process: homophilic cell-cell adhesion. NCBI's taxonomy places the organism in Eukaryota, Metazoa, Chordata, Aves, Coliiformes, Coliidae. The transcript has a single exon. The coding region runs from base 20 to 2599 and encodes 859 amino acids. Gene Ontology annotation, molecular function: calcium ion binding.
CGGGGCCGGUGCGGCGGCGAUGGGCGCGUGCUGGGGGCCGGUGCUGCGGGUGCUGGUGGUGCAGGCGGCGUGGGCGCUGUGCGGCGGUCAGGUGCGGUACUCGGUGUCGGAGGAAGCGGAGCCCGGGACGGUGGUGGGCCGUCUGGCGCAGGACGUGGGUCUGGAGGCGGGCGAGGCGGAGGCGCGGCGUCUGCGCCUGGUGUCGCAGGGCCGGCGGGCGAGCGUGGAGGUGAGCGGGGCGAGCGGGGCGCUGGUGGUGAGCUCGCGGCUGGACCGGGAGGAGCUGUGCGGGAAGAGCGCGCCGUGCGUGCUGCGGCUGGAGGUGCUGGUGGAGCGGCCGCUGCGCGUGUUCCAUGUCGAGCUGGAGGUCACCGACAUCAACGACAACGCUCCGAUCUUCCCUGUGAAAGAAGAAGCCUUUACAAUAGCGGAGGUAUCGCUGCCGGGUUCCCGUUUCCCACUGGAGGGCGCGUCGGAUGCGGAUAUCGGAGCCAACGCUCAGCUCUCCUACACACUCAGCCCCAACGAGCACUUCAGUCUUGAUUUGCAAAAAUCGGAGGAGGAUACUGUGUCUCUAUUCCUGGUUCUCACGAAAACUCUGGACCGCGAGACGAUGGCUGAGCACCGUUUGGUGCUGACGGCGAGUGACGGGGGCCGUCCGUCGCUGACGGGCACGAUGGAGCUGGUGAUCUCGGUGCUGGACGCGAACGACAACGCGCCCCAGUUCAACCAGUCGGUGUAUAAAGUGAAAGUCUUAGAGGGUUCAGGGCUUGGGACUGUAUUAAUCAAGCUUAAUGCCACGGAUAUGGACGUAGGGAUCAAUAGUGAUAUUAUGUACUCAUUUGGUAAGCGUGUCGCUGCUAAUGUUAAAGAAAUGUUCACUAUCGACGAAAUCAAAGGAGAAAUUAGACUUCAGGGGAACUUAGACUACGAAGACAUAGAUACAUACGAGUUUACAGUAGAAGCAAGGGACAAAGGUUUCCCUCCGUUAUCGGGUCACUGUAAGGUGCUGGUGGAGGUGCUGGACGUGAACGACAACGCGCCGGAGGUGCGGGUGACGUCGCUGUCGGUGCCGGUGUCGGAGGACGCGUCGGUGGGGACGGUGGUGGCGCUGCUGAGCGUGUCGGACCGGGACUCGGGGGCGAACGGGCGCGUGCGCUGCUCGGUGUGGCCGUCGUCGCCGUUCGGUCUGGUGUCGGCGUUCGCGGGCUCGUACUCGCUGGUGCUGCGGGAGGCGCUGGACCGGGAGCGGGUGUCGGAGUACGAGGUGGAGGUGCGUGCGGAGGACGGCGGGUCUCCGCCUUUGCGCGGCAGGCUCGGGGUGCGGGUGCCGGUGUCGGACGUGAACGACAACGCGCCGGCGUUCGCGCAGGCCGUGUACACGGUGCUGGCGCGGGAGAACAACGCGGCGGGGGCGGAGCUGGCGCGGGUGUGGGCGCGGGACCCGGACGAGGCGGGCAACGGCCGCGUGAGCUACUCGGUGUGGGAGGGCGGCAGCGGCGUUGGCGUUGUCGGCGGGGUUUUGUUGUCGGGCGGCGUGUGGCGUCCGGCGUCGAGCUACGUGUCGGUGGACGCGGAGAGCGGUCGCGUGUGGGCGCUGCAGGCGCUGGACUACGAGGAGGUGCAGGUGCUGCAGUUCGAGGUGCGUGCGGUGGACGCGGGGGAGCCGCCGCUGUGCGGCAACGCGACGGUGCAGGUGUUCGUGUUGGACGAGAACGACAACGCGCCGGCGCUGCUGCCGUCUGCGGGCGGCGGUGCGGGCGUGGGUGUCGACGCGGGUGGGGCUUCGUCGUUGGAGGCGGCGUCGGGGUCGCUGUGGGCGUGGGCGGCGUGGGGGGCGCCGGCGGGGCAGGUGGUGGCGAAGAUCCGUGCGGUGGACGCGGACUCGGGCUACAACGCGUGGCUGCGGUACGAGCUGUUGGAGCCGCGUGGGAAGAGCCCGUUCCGCGUGGGGCUGUACAGCGGCGAGGUGAGCACGUUGCGGGCGCUGGAGGAGGCGGACGGCCCUCGUCAGAGGCUGGUGAUCGUGGUGCGGGACCACGGCGAGCCGUCGCGCUCGGCCACGGCCACGCUGAGCGUGUCGCUGCUGGAGGGCACCGAGGCAAAGCUGGCGGCUUCGGGCUCUGGGCGGCCGGGGCUGCGGCCGUUGUCGGGUGUGGAGGGCGGCGCGGAGUCGUCAUCGUCGUCGACGAACGUGUGGCUGGUGGUGGCCAUCUGCGCGGUGUCGAGCCUGUUCCUGCUGGCGGUGGUGCUGUACGGGGCGUCUCGGUGGGUGCCGCGGGCGGCCGUGCUGUCGGGUCCCGGUCCGACGACACUGGUGUGCGCCAGCGAAGUGGGGAGCUGGUCGUACUCGCAGCGUCAGAGCCGGAGCCUGUGCGUGGCGGACGGCGCGGGCAAGAGCGACCUGAUGGUUUUCAGCCCCAACUUCCCGCCGCCGCCACCCGGCCCCGCGGCGAAGGAGACUCAGCCGGAUCCGUCGGCUCUCCUGGACACGGUCAGUGGCACUGCCUUCCUCCGUUUUCGCUUCUCCCUGACUUCAACGCUGAUUCCCCUUCUUGCAUUUCUUUCUCACCAAGCCCGUUGGCAGACGCUGUUGUGA